AAUUCUUUAAGAACAAAGAGGCAUAUUCUCGCGAUCGAACAACGUAUUUUACAAUGUAAACAUAAUUACAUAAAAGUCAGUAUUAAAAAUGUGGCGCAGCAGUCUGGCAAAUUGAAAGAAUACGAAGGUCGGAAACUUAUCGGGUUUUCAAUGGAACAAAUUUACACUGUGGUAGCAGAUGUAGAGAAUUAUAAGAAAUUUGUACCUUUUUGUAAGAAGUCAGAGAUUAUUUAUAAAAAAGAAAAUUUUCUCAAAGCUAAUUUAGUUAUAGGAUUUCCUCCUCUUACCGAAAGUUAUACUUCUGAAGUAUCAAUGGUACCUUCUCGUCUUGUUAAAGCAGAUUGUACUGACGGUAUAUUAUUUGAUCAUUUGAAAACAUUAUGGAUUUUUAGUCCAGGUUUAAAAAAUAAUGCAAAUACAUGUGUAAUAGAUUUCUCUUUAUCGUUUGAAUUUAAAUCAAUCAUUCAUUCUCAUUUGUCUAAUUUGUUUUUUAAUGAAAUUGUAAGACAAAUGGAAAAUGCUUUUGUUCAAGAAGCAGAAAAGAGAUAUGGUAAACCAUGCUUAAAAACAGUACGAUUAGAAAGAUGACGAAAAUAAGAUAUUUAAUAUAUAUUCAUUGAUAAUUAUAACAAUUGAAAGAAUAAUUAAUUUAUUUUAUUUGA
This is a messenger RNA of Vespa mandarinia (Asian giant hornet), 662 nucleotides long. RefSeq names its product coenzyme Q-binding protein COQ10 homolog B, mitochondrial. Lineage: Eukaryota; Metazoa; Arthropoda; Insecta; Hymenoptera; Vespidae. Gene Ontology annotation, molecular function: ubiquinone binding. Gene Ontology annotation, biological process: cellular respiration. The record is from RefSeq and is a predicted model, not a curated record. Gene Ontology annotation, cellular component: mitochondrion.